Messenger RNA from Meloidogyne enterolobii, 1867 nucleotides. NCBI's taxonomy places the organism in Eukaryota, Metazoa, Nematoda, Chromadorea, Rhabditida, Meloidogynidae. The record is from the annotation of a GenBank genome assembly.
UUCCUCUUCAAAUUCUCCUCUUCCUAGAACAGAAAUGACUGGUUCUCAUUGUUCCAAUUCAUCUUUACCUCAUCCCAUAAACCGAGAAUUUUCUCUUUCAACAACACAGAAAAAUAAUAAGGAAAAAUCAAAUAAUUCCGUAAAUAAAGAAAUUGAAGAUGAUGAAGGUAUUCGUUCACUACCUGUUUUUUCAUAUAAUUCCAUCACAAAGUUAGCCGAUUCAAACAAAUCAUCGCCGGAAUCGUCUGAAGAAAAAUUCCCUAAUCAAAAGCAGCACUCUUCUCAUUUCCAUUCUUCUUCUACUUCCUCUCCAUCUUCCCCUCCUCCACCUCUACCACAAUUAUCAGAAGGAUUUUCUUUAAAUAAUAAUUUUAAAGUACUUCAACAAAACCCCAAAUAUUUUACUUUACCUCCUCCACCUCCUCCACCUCCCCCAUUCUCGUCUUUUCCUUCGCCUUCUCCUUCUUGUUCAUCUGGUUCAACUCCUCAUUCUCGCUUUCAUUCAAUGGAAGGGAAAGGAAAUAAUAUUAUUAAUAAUGAUAAAAUAAAUAAUAAUAAUUCUAUCAGUCAACAACAAUUAAAUGACAAACAAAAUGAAAUUAAUAACAAUUUAAAUAAAUCUAAUAAUAAUAAUGAUGAUAUAGAUGAGAUGCUGACAGCUUUUCAGCGAAAUUCAUUUUUUCAAUCAAAUAUUGAAAAUAAUUCCUCCUCCCCUCCUCCUCCUGCUACAAUUAAAAACGAUUUAAUUACAAAUUCUAAAAAUUCUUCGAAAGAAUUAAUUGAUUCUAAUCAACAUAAAAUAAUUAAUUGGCUUAAAAUAGAAGUGGAAUUGGAGGAGGAAUUAGCUGCUAGAAUUGGACAUUUAUUAAUUAAUAAUGGAUUUGAUUGUUUUGAAUUUUUGAAAGGCUCUUUAAAUACGAAAUUUAUGACUGAACUUGGAAUUGAAAGAAAAUCUCAAUUACGCAUAUGUCGGUGUUUGGAUGAACCUUCAACACAAAUUUGUAUUCCAAAUGCCUUAAUGUUUGACUCAAUCUCUGAUUGGCUAAAGGCUCUUAAUUUGUCUGAAUUAUUUUCUAAAUUCUCAAAAGAAAAUAUUACCUCAAUUAAAGAAUUAAUUAAUUUUAAAUUAAAUAGAAAUAAUUUGGAGAAAUUAGGUGUAACAAAAUUGGGGCAUAUUGCAAGAAUAAUUAGAUCAGUUGACAUGGCUACUACCUCGAAUGCCGAUGUUACCAAGGAAGGAGUUAACAACACUACUAAUUCAAGUUCAACAUCAUUAUUACCUUCUGAUAAUAAAUUAAAUAAUAAUUUAUUAGAAUUAAAUGCCACCACUUCAUUAAGUACUAUAUCUUCGAGUACUACUAACAAUUCAAUUAAUUCCUCUCGAGGAAUUUCUCUUUCCCCUUCAAAAGGAUUGGAUUUAACAGCCCUUAGAGUUAAAUUAAGGAAAGGUUGUGUCAGAUUUUCUGCUCAUUAUCUUGGAUCUAUUGAAAUUUCAAAUAUUUCUGACGGAAGUGAGGAAUGUAGGCAAACAAUGCAUUCAAUUAAGUCCAAAGCCAACCAAGUUUCUGGAGUACCUCAAGUUCUGUUAGAUAUUUCAAUCUCUGGUAUUAACAUUCUUGAUUGCCAAACACAAACAGCAAUUCAUCGCCAUUCAAUUAAUCAAAUACAAAUUGUUUGCCAAGACAAUUCAGAUUUAAAUUUCUUUUCAUAUAUUUUUAAAGAUGGGGAAGAACAAAAUAAUUAUUAUUGUCAUUGUUUUUGUGUUUUAACAUCUUCAAUAGCAAAAGAAAUAAUUACAACACUUGGAGAAGCAUUUAAUUUAGCUUAUAAAAUGGCUUUGCAACAAAAUAUCCCUACAGAUAUUUAA